Messenger RNA from Fusarium oxysporum Fo47, 4862 nucleotides. RefSeq lists its product as uncharacterized. Gene Ontology annotation, biological process: protein phosphorylation. The transcript has 9 exons. The record is from RefSeq and is a predicted model, not a curated record. NCBI's taxonomy places the organism in Eukaryota, Fungi, Ascomycota, Sordariomycetes, Hypocreales, Nectriaceae. Gene Ontology annotation, molecular function: protein kinase activity; ATP binding. Bases 78 to 4862 code for a protein of 1594 amino acids.
UGCAAUUUCAAACGACUGGAAUUUGACGCAAAGCACUUCAAGUGACUUUUAAGUAGCUCAAAGCACAACCCAUAGUCAUGGCGCAGGUCUCCGCAGAAGCACGAGUCCCUUCCCCGCCGCCUCUGAGGGCGGGCAAAGGCAAAGGUCGCCGAUACGACGUCCCUCCACCACAUGCGCCAAAUCAGCAAUACGCGGUAAUUCCAGAGACGAGCUACAACAAUAAGUUCACGCCAUAUCCAUACGAUUAUAAUGCCUUGCCACCACUAUCUCCAUCUACUCCAAAGGCUGCCCUCAGCCCGAGCCCCAAGCUACUCCAAAAUCAACAAGCCGCAUCAUCUUUUAGCGAGCUGUCUUACCAGUACAGGCCGAUCGAAGAUGCAUCCAUCAGAUUGGUUAGAAUACUGCCAGAGAGAAAAACGAUGAUCAAGUGCGAGAUUAUCCAUGUUUCUCUGGAACAACCUCCUCCUUAUACGGCUAUUUCCUACACUUGGGGAGAUACCGGUGACACUCGGAAGAUCGAGAUUGAAGGUUGUUUGAUCCCGAUAGCUGUCAGCCUCCACGGAGCACUGCAAGCGCUUCGACAAAAGCACUCUUCUGUGCUGGUGUGGGCAGAUGCUCUCUGCAUCAACCAAAAGGACCGAGAUGAGCGGAGUCAGCAGGUUCAGCUCAUGCCGUUUAUCUACUCCAAUGCUGAUAACGUCGCAAUCUGGCUUGGUCCGGAAGAAAACGACAGCGCGCGAGCUGUCAGGUUUCUCGAUGCCAUAGCGACUACAGGUGAACCUUUUGAUUCCAGCAAUAUUUCUAAACUGUUAGCAGCUGGCGCCGAAAACGGUGACCUUCUGGCAGUGAUAUCACUCUUUGGGAGAGAGUACUGGAGACGAUUGUGGGUCGUCCAAGAAGUUUUCAACGCGAAAAGAAUAAUGGUUCACUGUGGCUCGACUCGCCUCGAGUGGAAGAAAUAUCAGAGUGCUUCAGUUCUAUUCAGCCAACGUCGAGGAGAGCUUAACUUCAACAAUAAAGACAAACUCAAGAGGAGACUAGUAACUUCACCUGAUCAGUUCAGCUAUGUUCAGACACUCAUCUACCAAGGGCCCGCUAGUCUACCGGAUCUCAAAUUCCACAUGUCGGAUGGCGAAGAGGCUCUUCUACAGGUGUUACGAACUUGUCGCAGAAAGCUCGCAUCUGAUCCUAGAGAUAAAUUGUACGGAAUCCUCGGCGUUUUACCAGCCAGUAUUCGAGACGAGUUCCGCGCGGACUACAAUCUCUCCGUUAAGGAUGUGUACACUGAGAUUGUCGACUUUCUUCUCAAGACGACUGAGAAGCUCGACAUUAUCUGCGAAGCAAUCCACUUCCCUGUUCACACCAGCACCGCCAACCUUCCUACAUUCGUCCCAGACUGGUCACACAUACCGCAAACAUCAGCAAUGGGCUUCAAGUACAAUUUCGCAGCUUCAGGCUCCAGCAAAGCCAUCUGCCGCUUCCGCGACGAACGCCUCAACAAGCUUGAAAUUUCAGGUCUCGAAAUCGAUAUCGUUCAAAGCAAAGGCGUCGUUGUCGGAACGCUUUGUAACCUGGGAGAUUAUCUCAUGGCGUUCCUACACUGGAGAGCGCUACUUCUUCACGCUGUGGAAGGUCGCACCAAGGAGGAAAUACAGAUGGCAGAAGAAUGUUCCGCAGCGACGAUAUGCCUCGGUCAAAUCCCAUCGGAAUAUGACCGAGGUCGAUGGCAGGCAGAGAUCUGCCAUGUCUUUGCGAACCUCUUUCGCGAUCGUCUACCGUACAUCAGGCUCGAUGAGAGACUAGCUCAUUAUUUGAAAACUGCAUCAGAGGUCAAGGCUGAAAUGAGGAGGCAUUUUCUGCAAAUUCAUUUUGGGGAUCGUAUGAUGGGGAGAUGUUUCUGUCUUACACAGAAUCGUCGGCUUGCGAUGGGAUCCGGGUUCAUGCUUGCCGGUGAUAUAAUCGUUGUGCCACUAGGUUGUUCGACGCCGAUAUUGUUGAGAGCAGAGGGGACGCAGGCUGUUGAUCAAUGGCAGGCGGGGAAGCGGCAGUUGAAGAACUCCAAAGAGUCCUACGUUAGAAUGUCUGAAUGGUGGGUGAUGUCAGGGUGUCAUGUGAUAGGACUGGAGGAUGCGGAAGCCUAUAGCAGCUUAAUUCUGGGCACCGAAAAAACCUCAUUUUUCCGAGUCUUUGCAAUACUAGUUAUCGUGGAGCGACCCGGCGAUAUUCAGGCUUUCAUAGACGCAGACUUGCAUGACGAAAGAUUUCCUCUGGUACAAGGAUCUGAGUAUCAUCUUACUGUGCAGAUUUGCAUGGCGAGGUUGGGGUGGUCUCACAUGCAGAAAGACUAUUUCAACAUUAACCAACUUCGAUCGUCGCCGAGGUUCUUUGCACUGGGGGAGGAUUACGAGGCUCAGCACUACGAUAUACCCAAAGGACAGAUGCUUCCUUGGGUAUUAUGUAGAGACAGCUAUGGAGUACACGAAGAGACACUGUCUGGGGGAUGCGGAGAGGUUGUCAAGUACAAGAUUGACUCAGAAUCACAUGGCUUUUCCCCGUUACUCGAGAAGCUUGGCUUCUAUAAUAGCUUCGUUGCCGUCAAGUCUUUGAAAAACACAAACAGGAAGAAAGGCACGUCGAACAAAGAGUUGAAAAUGCUCAAACGAUUCAGUGGCCUAAACCAUCCAAACAUCAUCACGCUUUUGGCUACAUACACUCUCAACAACCAGUUUCACUUCAUCUUUCCAGCUGCCGAAUACGAUCUACUUAUGUAUUGGAAAAUCCACCCCGGCCCGCUUGUUAACCCAGCUUCUGCCAACAGGGAAGGUCUCUUAUGGCUGUCGGGACAAAUUCGAGAUCUCUUAGCCGCCCUAGUACAUAUCCACCAAGGUCAAAAGAUUCAUCUGGAUACAGAAGCAAUGUUCGGCAGACACGGCGACAUAAAACCUGCCAAUAUCCUAUGGUUCAGGUCACGGAAGGAAAAAAGAGGCGUCUUUGUCGUUUCAGACUUUGGUAUUGCAGAUGCUCACAAAGAAGAAACCAGAUCCAUUAUUCCUGGAGCCGAUUUGCCUGUCACACCCAGGUAUCGAGCACCUGAGUGUGAUAUUCGUGAUGGCCAGAUAUCCAGAGCAUAUGAUGUGUGGAGUCUAGGCUGUGUGUUACUUGAAAUGACUUGUUGGAUCCUCGGGGCAAACGAACUCAGGGAACGAUUCAAAGAGAUCCUGGUUUCACCUUAUAUCACGGGGGUUAAGACCGAUAUAUACUUCGAUAUUCACUGGCUCGGCCCUGGAGAGGGCUACAGACUUUGGAUAAAAGAACAGAUCGUCAAGUGGAUCGGUUCUUUGCACAAUAAGCCGGGUUGCAGCCCUUACGUUCAUGAUUUGUUGGAUAUAAUACACGAAGAUAUGCUGGCCGUUGAUCAGAAUAGGAGGAAAAAAAAGCCAACUGGAGUUAGCAGCGAUAAUUUUAAACAAGGGCCAGCAUAUGUCCGAUUAGUCUCGACCAAUCUAUUAUCAUACCACCGGAAUUGCGGCAUUGGGGCAGCAGUAUUUAAUUACUCGGUGUGUCACGACUCGACGAUAGUUUUCUCCUUUGUUUCCUCUUUUGCGAAAAUUGGAUUGGCCAGUAUUGCAAAAAUGAGAUUCUCACAGUAUUUCGUGGCUUUGGGCAUGGCCUUGUCAGGCGCUGACGCCCUAACUAUCAACUCUGAUUCUUGCUUGAAGGCCGUUACUGGGGUUUCGAGCAAGACAUAUGCAUCUGACUGCAAAGCCUAUCUAUACACCACAGUGACACCCAAGAAAGCCACUAUCUAUAGAACAAAGACUGUAACAAGCAUCCCGACAGUCCGGAAAUCAGUUACAGCAAUUAGCACACAGCGCGUAACAGCCACAAGGACCAACUCUGUCGUACAGAGCGUUACCAUUGAUAUCACUACUACUGUGACAAUGGAUGGUACCAAGACAGUUACCCAGCAGACCACAAAGACAAUCACGACCACUGCUCAGAACGUCAAUCCCCCAUUCAGGAAGCGAGCAGCCAAUGCGCCUGUCAUUCCUUCUUACGCCAGCAGCGCGUGCAGCAACUCGGCCAAGUACUCCUCUGCAUGUUCUCGUGUUGGUGUAACCAGCAAAACCGUCACUCUUCCACGAACGACGAUCGUUUCAGUCAUCCACAAGGUUAUUAUUCCACGAAGGACUACGAUCAAGACUGCUAUCGCAACUGCUUAUGCCACCAAGACGGUCAAGACAGAAGUUGUCCAAGAGACCUAUACCACUGAGAAGAUCAACAAAGUUGUUGGAACGCAAGUAAAGGACAACAUUAUCGCUACUGAGACCAAGACCGAGAUCAGCACCAAGACCGAGGCGGCCGAUCCACUGGAAACAAUCUACCUUAUCGCACACGACAGCGGUGAUCCCAACCUUGCCCCCAUCGGCGGUGUUGGUUUCACCAACCUAGAGAGCCAAAUCGGCACUGGAAAAUACUUCCUUGACUUCACCGCCGACGUAUCUUCCGACUUGACCUUCACCCUCAACCAACGCACAGGCGAAAUCAAACCCGUCAACGGGCCUGGAAGUUCCAAUGGAAAGAGUGCUUACUCCAACGUCAACGGAAACUCAGACAACUACGUGCGUGUCAUGUCGACCGAGGAAGCGACAGCGAAUCAGGCCAACAUCUUGGUCUGCAAGAUUAUCCCGGCGACUUCGUACCCCUUGGGCCUUCAGUGUUUGUGGGGGACUAAUCAAAUUGCCGAGUUUUGGACAUGCUCUUCACGAUUGGUCCUUGUUCAGCCGGGAGUCGAUUUCACGAGUCAGUGUACGGGUGGUUCUACCUCUUACAACAUUAACAUAGAGGUCCGCUUGGCUUAG